AUGGGAAUCGAUGGCCAUAUCCAACGGCAAAAACCAAUGCUGGUAGCGGACCUCGGGAAGCACGAUAUGAUCAUUGGAAGACUAUGGUUUGCAGAGCAUGACGUUCUGCCAGACUGCCGUCGCCGCCGACUGAUUUGGCCCCACGAAGUGUCCCUGUUUGAAGAGGUGGCUAGUAAAAUAGCACUUCCAACACCUAUCACAAUCCUGAAGAAUCCCCGAAACGUCACUCACCAGAUGGAUGCUGAUCGUCGCGACAAAAUCCUAGAGCAGAGCAUUGAUCCCUAUCUGGAUCGGAAUGGAAGGCGUUUCCCAUCCUCACGUCAUCAUCAAAAGGGAUCAUGGCAGGCAAAGGCUAUUGACCAAAUGCGACGAAACCUCGACGGUACAUGCCCUUCGCCACCAUUGGAUUCCCCAGAAUUGUCCGGUGCAUUUGACAUCAAUAUGAUUAGUGCUAGCGGUUACCAGAGACUCGAAACGAGGUCCCUCUCGGAUCCAAAAACAGAAGUCUUUGCAACGUCUCUGAAGGAGCUCCAGAAAGCGAAGAAAUACAUUCUGACGAACCUCGAUAAAGGGUUUAUUGUCCCCAGCUCAGCACCAUAUGCCUCGCCGAUCCUGAUGGCUAGGAAGCCAGGAGGCGGACUACGCUUCUGCGUCGACUAUCCGAGACUGAAUGCGCUUACUAAGAAGAACUGCUAUCCGUUACCUCUGAUUGAUGAGGUACUACAACGGACAAGCAAGGCAGAAUUGUUCACAAAGGUGGACAUACAACAAGGUUUCCACCGUAUCCGCAUGGCACCUGAUGCAGAAGACCUGACGACAUUUCGGACCCGAUAUGGAUCUUUCAAGUACAAAGUUCUGCCUUUCGGUCUAACCAAUGGACCCGCUACGUUCCAGCGAUUUAUGAACGACGUUCUCAGAGAAUGCAUGGAUGAAUACGCGAUCGCCUUUGUGGACGAUGUCUUGAUCUAUAGCGAGAACGAAGAGGACCAUCGCCGACAUGUCAGGGAAGUUCUUCUUCGACUCCGGGCAGCUGGAUUACAAGUGGGUAUCAAGAACAAGUGUGAAGAGGCUUUUCAGGAACUGAAGAAGGCGCUCCUCUCAGCACCAAUCCUACGACAUUACGAUCGUCAGCGCCUUACUCAAGUAGAAACUGACGCAUCUGAUGGAGUGCUGGGUGCAGUACUUACGCAGUACUACGAAGAGGACGAUUUCUGGCAUCCCGUUGCCUUUUAUUCAAAGGGCAUGCAGCAAGCGGAGUUGCACUACGAAGUCCGAGACAAGGAACUCCUCGCAAUAGUCCGUGCUUUGCAAGAAUGGAGGCCAGAGUUGCUUAGCCUAGCGCAGACAGAGCGUUUUGGUAUCUUGACGGAUCAUCAAUCAUUGGAGUAUUUCAUGAAGAACCGACAGCUGAAUCAGCGGCAAAUGCGAUGGAGCGAGUUCCUCUCCCAGUUUCACUUCAUGAUCAAAUAUCGCCCAGGAAAGAAGAACAUUAUUGCAGACGUCUUAUCACGAAAGGACGCUCCAUGUCUGGAUGAUAGCCGACAGGCUGUUCUACUCCCGGAGCCCUGUUUCGAAAGCCCUGGAAGAGAUCCCGGUGCCGACCCCGUUCAGAUAUCCCCUCUUUCUAGCGAUAUGACAGAUGACGGACCUGAUGGGUCCAGCACCGUUGACGGGUCAAGCAAGCCAAUCGCAACGACCCGAGUCUCAACGAGUUCCGAGAAAUGGCUGGCGCAGGCAGCCCAAGCUGGUCGGUAA
This is a messenger RNA of Penicillium bovifimosum, 1755 nucleotides long. RefSeq names its product reverse transcriptase/ribonuclease H family protein. The coding region runs from base 1 to 1755 and encodes 584 amino acids. Lineage: Eukaryota; Fungi; Ascomycota; Eurotiomycetes; Eurotiales; Aspergillaceae. The record is from RefSeq and is a predicted model, not a curated record. The transcript is spliced from 3 exons.